Messenger RNA from Orbicella faveolata, 3196 nucleotides. RefSeq lists its product as uncharacterized. The record is from RefSeq and is a predicted model, not a curated record. NCBI's taxonomy places the organism in Eukaryota, Metazoa, Cnidaria, Anthozoa, Scleractinia, Merulinidae.
ACGGGCAUCCCAGGACCCCCCUAGCUACGCCCCCGUUUUUAGAUUUUGUAAUACAGAUAUUAUUUAAGUUUCUGGCGCUUGAUGACCGUGCACGGUUUAUGCAGAGAGCUGACUUCACACUUGUUGUUUCGUUACUUUGUUUACACUGCACGCGACUCGCCUGCUUCAUGCAGUUAGUAACAGUCAGAUGAGCGUUUGUCACGGAUUCCAAACAGGUUUUAAAAUAAUACAUGGCGGACGUAUUACAGGAAACCUGGGAGGAAAUCCCAGUCUCGUGGUUGUCCGUUGUGACAAGAGUUAUUUCAACUGCACAGGGCACAAAGUUCAUAUCUGCUAAAAAUAGGUCUGGCAUCAAAGUUGCUUUGUUAUGUAACUCCACGAAAACAUGACAGACACCCGCGCCACCUCACGAGAUAAGCAUCGUCACUAGCAUGAAUCCGCCGACUCAAUGGCGGGCCGAAUCUUCUAGCAGCAGCAUUUCUCGAAGCACCAUGAUUGAGCAGCAGUCUUCCUUCAGUUCUGGGUUAACAGUUAACAGGACCAGUAAUGAUCACCUGUGGCUAGAGGUCGCUAAAAGAUAUCAGCAAAUAAUCGAAAAGGACAUCAAACUUCGAUACCCCAGUCAGCCGGUAGUUCCAAUCAAAACUUUCCAAACUGACUGUAACAUACCAAACCCGGUGGAAAAUACUCAGUUUGGAAAUGACCACCCUCUUCCGCCCUCUGCUUUACCCGUGGCUUAUCAAAAGAAAGAGAGAUUGAAUCUUGCUACAAGACCAAAGGAAAUUGACCCCGGAACAUUUCCGAGAAUCGUUGACGUUUUCAGCUUAAAUCCCUCAUUGCCGGCUAAAUAUUUUCGAGACAAUGUGGCAGUUCGGUUGACACCAGACGGAUUAAUUGCCGAGCCUGUUUGUAGAAGAUCGUCAGAAAAUGUUGUAUCCAAACAGAGUGCGAUCCCUGGUCACUCCUUCACCAGAAGGGCGGAGAACCUUCAGGAGAAACGAAAUCUUGUUGAUUACGAUAAGAAAUUUAUGCAAGAUGACAAUUUCCAAACAAGUCAGUGUGUUGAUAUACUUGAUUACAUUGAUAUUGAAGCCGGCCAGAAUGUGAACAAAAUUGGCAGUUUGACGGAAGAAAACCCGCGCGCCAUUGAAAUGAACGGUGGCUGUGAGUUUCAAGAUGCAAAGGAGGAAGAAACGUGCGAUAGGGAGGCCAUGGUCAUUGUGAACAAGAAGGAUGUGCCGGAGCAGAUAUGUUCUGACAUUAAUGCCCGAGGCAAAAGGAGGAAGAGAAAACGAAGAGCCAUAUUUGGCCUCAGGAGAAACAAAAGGAGGCACCUCAUGGGCAAUUUAAGUACCGUCAAAGAAAAUAACCAACAUGAACUUGAAGGCGAACUCAUAAGGGAUGGAACCAAAAUGGACAAAAGUUUGCAGGUUGAAUGCUACAGUGCUCUCGAAGAUGCAAACGCAAAGAGCGAGGAUAUAAGCACCGACGAGAAAUGCAACAGCAGCAAAAAGCAAGGUCAGGAAAAGAUUCAAGACAGCAGCAUCCUAUCAAAACAAAGUGAUGAGAAAAACAUUACCAUUUCUUUCGCUAGUAAAACGGAACUUAAAUGUCCAGCUACGACAGUUAGCGAAAACUUCAAAGACACUUUUGUUUCUUCUCUUCAUGGUUAUAACAUUCGGCAAAGUAAAAUCCUUGAUCUUAAAGCAAAACUUGCGAAACAGGAACAAGAACUUCGGAAUCUGAAGCAAAGAAAAGAUUUUGAAAAUGUCGAAAAGGAGGAUUGCCCGUUCGAUGGCAGACCUGUUGAGGACAAUGGCAGUACGCUCCUCAAAUAUGAAACAAUUUUUGAUUUCAGCCAUCCGAUAGACGUUACCUUCUCGACCCAAAAUGAAAAGAACGACGACUUUAACCUUGGCAAAAUAGAGGAUCUUAUAGACACAUUCCAGAAAGAAAUAAAAUCAUUCAGAACACUCGAUACUGAAUUGUAUCCAACAAGAAGACAUACAGAUUAUGAUCACCUCCAAACAAGGACUUAUGUCGUUGGUGGAAAUGACAAACGUGUUUUUGCUGGCAUCAACAACCAGAUGAGAUUGGCACCAGAGAAUUUUGCUAGCAAAGAGGAGUUUUUGUUUCAGCUUGGAUUGCUUAGAAUAUAAUGAAAAUUCAGCGCAACCUCAUUCUCAUUCAUGUAUCAUCGUGUUACUUUGUGCUCUUAUAUUACUCACAAGUUAGAUAACUUAGAUAUUCUCAUGUGUUUUAAAAUGCAAAUUGAUAGCGAGGCUGAAAUGCAGUGAAUGGAGACUUAUACCUCCUACAAACUAUGUUUUGAUUUUGUUAUUAGCCCUGCAAAAAGUGUUUUAAAAAGUAGCUACCGUCCGAACUUUAAUUGCGCUAUGUUUUAAUAUGAUUGCGUCGCAGUCGUACAUCCCAAAGUUUUCCAAAAUGCAGUCAUCUGGUCUCCUGUUGGGUCGUGAGAAGUUUUCCUGUAUGGGAAGGGAAAGAAAGGACGAUGAAUAAUAUUGUUUUCUUUUUUAACCAAGUAGGUAUAACUGUACAUGAUAGUUUGUAGAGACAACCAUGCAGUCUGUAAUAUCAGUCAUAUUUAUGUUGUUGUUUUGUCAGUUUGCUCACGAUGCAUGCUAUUAUGUACUCAGUUUUAAUUGCCAAUCAACUAAACUGCAGUCUCAAUGUUUCUACUUCCUGGUAGCUGGCGGGGGUUGAAGUUCCUCUCCAACUAUCAGAGUCGAGAGCUAGUGAUCUAACUGUGAGGUCAAAAGUCCCUAAAGGCUAAUUUAGAUACAAACUCUAUUGGUUAAAAAAAGAAAACAACAACAUCAACAACAACAACAACAACUAAUAGCAAAUUUCCGGGUUGCCUUAAGCCUCUCCAUCAAAGCGAGGCCUGGUGUACAACUAUUCAUAUGAAAAUGAGUUAAGUUUGCAUUUGAAUGAAAUCUCAUUUUCAUAUGAAAGGAUAGGCUCCAAGACUCGGUUUGAGAAAGAGGUUAAGGGUAAUUCGGAAAUGACCUAUUACAUGUGACCUAUAGUUUACAUUGUGGCCCACUAAGUUAACGAAUUACGAAGCUGAAAAUUAGAAUAAGAAAAGGUGAAUUAGAAUUGUGAAUUCGAAUUGAAUUUAAUUGGAAUUUUAAUAUACUGUAAAAACCCAAAUAAACCUCUCACCGUAAGCUCA